This is a messenger RNA of Exophiala viscosa, 2931 nucleotides long. Its product is annotated as MFS transporter. The record is from RefSeq and is a predicted model, not a curated record. Gene Ontology annotation, molecular function: transmembrane transporter activity. The coding region runs from base 1 to 2931 and encodes 976 amino acids. NCBI's taxonomy places the organism in Eukaryota, Fungi, Ascomycota, Eurotiomycetes, Chaetothyriales, Herpotrichiellaceae. Gene Ontology annotation, biological process: transmembrane transport. The transcript has a single exon.
AUGGUUCCUGACAGAGGACCUGACACGUUGGCAGCCACGGUUGUCGUCACGGUCAUAGCCACCAUAUUUGUCGCUGCUCGCUUCUACACCAGAAUAUGGCUCAUCGGAUCAAUCAAACAGGAUGACUGGUGGAUUUUCGCGGCCUGGAUAGUCGCGGUGGCAUUUUCUACUUCGAUAUGCGUAGGCGUCAAAUAUGGGCUCGGCAAACACAAGGUCGACAUACCCGACGAUGAUUUUGUAUCCUUGCGCAAGGCCGAAUACGCGUUCUCCAUUCUCUACAAUCCGGCCAUCAUGCUCACCAAGACGUCAAUUGUGUCCUUCUUUCUGCAUGUCAUGUCCAGGGAUGUUGACCCUGUGUUCAAGUGGUGCAAUUGGUUGACCCUGCUCCUGGUCAACGCGGUCGGAACUGCUCUCACUUUUUAUAACAUCUUUCAGUGUCGACCGGUCGCUGCAGGAUAUCAGUAUCCUACUCCAGCAGGCGCGAAAUGCAGCGACAUUUUCAAUCUGUAUCUGUCAUCGGCUCCUGUGAACAUUAUCACCGACAUCGCAAUACUCAUCCUGCCGAUGCCUAUCUUGACGAAGAUGCGAUUACCCCGCAAGCAGAAGAUCAUCCUGGUCCUGACUUUCAGUGCCGGUGUCUUUGUCGCAGUGGUCGACGUUAUUCGCAUUGCGUAUUUGCAGGAUGCAGCUCUGGACCGUCUUAAAGUGGUCAAAAGCAACGGCCAAUCUACUCGUAUUGUUGAGGAGAAUGAUUUUUCUUGGUACGCAAGUCCAAGUUUCAUGUGGUCGGCCGUCGAGGUCUGCAUUGGAAUCAGCUGCGCAUGCGUUCCGAGCUUGAAACCACUCUUCCUGCGGUUCAUGCCACUCCUGAUCAAGGACGAAGGAGACAGUCAAACACAAAAUGGCAGCGUUGACCUGACAAGGACCAAUCAAUCUGCGAUUUCCAACUUGCCCAAGGGUAACGUCUCGAUGCUCAACCAUCCUGCCGCGUUCCACAAGCCGAGUACCCCAGAAUAUUGCGGGGAGGAUGAUGGUGACCAAAUGGGGUUCUUGAAUAUGCUCGCCAAAACGCCAUCGAAUGACAUGCUGGGUCUUGAACGUACCUCGACCAGGCGCUCGCGGAGGAGUGUCGCGAAAACCACCGCAUCAGACUUCAAAUUCGUCAACAUGUCCAAAAGAAACAUGCUCAAGCUCUCGAACAAGCAAAGCAUAUGGCCGAACGCUGUUGUCACUGUGAUCUUCUUUCUCUGGGGUUUUGCGUAUGGCCUCCUCGACACACUGAAUUCCCGGUUUGAGCAGGUUGCAAAACUAUCCAGUGCCCAAGGGUUGGGCCUCCAUGCUGCCUAUUACGGCGGAUAUCUGAUCGGCCCAUUAACAUUGGGACGUUUCAUCCUGAAAAGAUACGGCUUCAAAGCUUCAAUGAUUGCCGGACUUUUUGUAUAUGGCUGCGGAACCUUGGUAUUUUGGCCGUCCGCAGUUCUGACAUCUUAUGGUGCGUUUCUCGUUUCCAACCUCAUUGUGGGAUAUGGACUUUCAUGUUUGGAGAUCGCCGCGAACCCAUAUAUCGCCCUAUGCGGACCAUUGGAAUAUGCCGAAGUGCGUUUGAACCUGGCACAAGCUUUUCAGGCGAUUGGCACAGUCUGCUCCCCUCUUCUGGCGACGAAGGUUUUGUUCAAAAACGUACUCGACGCCCCUUCGCUUAUCGAUGUGCAGUGGACUUACCUGGGCAUUGCGCUUUUCGACUUUGCUUUAGCCGUCAUUUUCUAUUACAUUCCUCUUCCAGAAGCAACUGAGGAACAACUGGACGAACAGGCGGAUCGACGAAGCGCAGCAUACAGCGCUACUGUUGGUCCAUGGAAGGUCACAUAUGUAACGCUUGGGAUAGGAGUAUUCAGUCAGUUCUGCUAUGUUGGUCUCCAGGAAUGCGUUGGCAACAAUAUCGAACCCUUGAUCAGCUUGGUGAAACCACAUUCGGGGCUUGAGCCAUUCACGUAUCAGACGCUUGGACACACAGUGUUUAUGGCUGGUCGAUUUUUGACGGCCCUCCUCAACUUCCUUUUCAAACCUAGGUCGGUGUUGUUGGUCCUGUAUGUCGGUCUUGUCGUGUGUUUAGCGCUCCAGAUGCAUCUCAGCGCAGAUGGCGGAGCAGUUGUUGCACUACUCACUUUUUUCGUGGAAGCGGGCAUCUUCGCCAACACCUUUGCCUCGAGUAUGCGUGGGUUGGGAGUUCACACGAAAACUGGAUCUGCACUCAUGACAUCGGCCAUCUCGGGCGGGGGAGUUUUCCCUCCCAUUGCAUGGGCUGUGAGCAAAGGCCAUGGGUUGAAGUACUCGUACUGCGUUCCCCUGGCUGGAGCUGUUUUUGGGAUGUUCUUCCCAAUCUAUUUGGCUUUGGUACCGGCUGCCAAGGUCCAAGUAGACCCGGUCCAUGAUAGGCGGAUGGAUUCGAGGUUACCAGAUUUCUCCGAUCAACCCGGCACAAAUUCGAGUCUCGAAUCCCGCGCCCAGCAAUAUGGCGUUGCAGGCAUGAUCGCAAGACGCAAGAACCGUAAAGAAGGGAACGGGGAUUCGGCUCAUGCCACGACUGAACAUCUGGAAAAGCCUGUGAGAAAAGGUCGAAGUUCAAGAUCAGGGCUUCCUGUGUUUGUGGUGGAUUUUGCCGACGACAAAAUUCGGGAGAUUAGCCCCGCGCCAGAAAGUCCAACGGCAGCACCAGUCGACUCGAGGCCGGCCAAGGGAUACGUUGCAGCACUUGCAUUGUGGCCUCAAGGCGAAGGCGAAGCUGGAAGUCAUGCGGGGACCUCGAAUUUCGACAAUGCCGCGAGAGAUGAUGCUGACAUCGCUAUUGGCCAGCGUCGACCUGUUUGGGAAGGUGGUGGUGAGGCUGAUGAAGAUCCAGACGACUAUCAUGCCAUCGUGAGAAAGAUAUAA